Hydractinia symbiolongicarpus is the source of this 318-nucleotide messenger RNA. RefSeq names its product ADP-ribosylation factor 1-like 2. NCBI's taxonomy places the organism in Eukaryota, Metazoa, Cnidaria, Hydrozoa, Anthoathecata, Hydractiniidae. The record is from RefSeq and is a predicted model, not a curated record. The coding region runs from base 1 to 318 and encodes 105 amino acids. Gene Ontology annotation, molecular function: GTP binding; GTPase activity. Gene Ontology annotation, cellular component: plasma membrane; cytoplasm. Gene Ontology annotation, biological process: vesicle-mediated transport; intracellular protein transport. The transcript is spliced from 2 exons.
AUGCAAGCCAUAGUCUGUUCAUAUCCUUCCACAGCAAAUGUGCUAGCAAAAUUUUUAUCAUCAGUAGAACUACUCUGGGCAUCACUAAUAUACUUUCUGAAGGCUGAAAUACACGGUCAGUUUAAAAUGACUGGUGUUUUUCGUCAUUUUAAAGAUUUACCAAAUGCAAUGAAUGCUGCUGAAGUAACUGAUAAGUUGGGGCUUCACAAUAUACGAAACCGAAGUUGGUACAUCCAAGCAACUUGUGCUACAAGCGGAGAUGGUCUAUAUGAAGGACUUGACUGGCUUUCAAAUGAACUAGAGAAGAGAAAGAACUAA